Messenger RNA from Gambusia affinis (western mosquitofish), 869 nucleotides. It is a transcript of the gene nme5, whose product is annotated as NME/NM23 family member 5. Gene Ontology annotation, molecular function: nucleoside diphosphate kinase activity. Gene Ontology annotation, biological process: UTP biosynthetic process; negative regulation of oxidative stress-induced intrinsic apoptotic signaling pathway; CTP biosynthetic process. The record is from RefSeq and is a predicted model, not a curated record. Lineage: Eukaryota; Metazoa; Chordata; Actinopteri; Cyprinodontiformes; Poeciliidae. The coding region runs from base 139 to 771 and encodes 210 amino acids. The transcript is spliced from 6 exons.
GUCUGGUAUCAUAGCAACCCACACAACCCAGAAAGUAAUCAAGCAACCGAAUAAAUUCGGCUGCUAUUUCUUUUUGCUGUGUCUGCUUCUGCAGUUAUUUAGCAGAGGUUGUAUGUUCGCGUCAGCUCGCAGAGGAAAAUGGACGACAUUUCACAACGUAUUUAUGUUGAAAGAACACUGGCGAUCAUCAAACCUGAUGCAGUUCAUAAAUCCGAGGAGAUCGAGAAAAUCAUCCUGAAGGCAGGUUUUUUGAUCCUUCAGAAGCGCAGGCUGCUGCUGAGUCCUGAGCAAUGCAGUGAGUUUUACGCACACCAGUACGGAAAGCUCUUCUUUCCCAGCCUGACGGCCUUCAUGAGCUCCGGCCCCAUUGUUGUCAUGACGCUGGCUCGUCAAAACGCCGUCGCUCACUGGAAAGCCAUGAUGGGCCCUGACAACUUCUCCAUAGCCAAAGAAUCGCAUCCAGACAGCCUUCGAGCAACAUACGGAACUUCUGACCUAAAGAACGCUCUUCAUGGCAGCGACACGUUCUUAACAGCAGUGAGGGAGAUUAGAUUUAUGUUUCCCAACACUGUAAUUGAGCCCUUUCAGUCUAAAGAAAAAACUGAAGAGUACUUGAGCAUGAAUGUAAUCCCCGUUCUCAUACGUGGACUCACUGAGCUCUGUAAGGAAAAGCCUCUCCACCCCUGCAUUUGGCUUGCUGAUUGGCUACUGAAUAAUGAUCCAAGCCAACCUCAAAUAAAUGAUGGAGACAUUCUGGAAGGUGAAAAGUGACAGCCAGGAAGCAUGAUUGCUAUUUUUCCUUUUGUUUGUUUUUGGCAAAUUUAUGUGUUCAGUAUCAUAUAUGUAAAUAUAAGGAUACUUGUAAAGAG